Molecule: messenger RNA, 96 nt
Organism: Chaetomium globosum CBS 148.51
Lineage: Eukaryota; Fungi; Ascomycota; Sordariomycetes; Sordariales; Chaetomiaceae
Exons: 2
Coding region: 1-96 (31 amino acids)
Source: RefSeq, a predicted model, not a curated record
AUGGCGCUUUACCCGGAAAGGCUUAGCCUCCUGGUGCAAAUCAGCCAGGGUCGAGAAGACCGUUGGAAGGUGCAACCACGCGAGUCGGAUGGAUAA